Messenger RNA from Gigantopelta aegis, 2497 nucleotides. RefSeq names its product bifunctional peptidase and arginyl-hydroxylase JMJD5-like. Bases 318 to 1664 code for a protein of 448 amino acids. The record is from RefSeq and is a predicted model, not a curated record. Lineage: Eukaryota; Metazoa; Mollusca; Gastropoda; Neomphalida; Peltospiridae. Gene Ontology annotation, molecular function: 2-oxoglutarate-dependent dioxygenase activity. The transcript has 7 exons.
UGAACUCUUUGGCGAAAGUCGCUCACAGUAUCUAGUGUACGUGUGUGAUCAAACCACGUUGGCAAUUUUAUUGAAAACUACUUUCUUCGAUCUUCGCUAUUACUGAAUAAUAUUGCAACUGAUAAAACUAUAUUUUUAAAUUUGUUUAUUUUAUCUUUAGACUACCUGAUUUACUAGCAGCAGAAAACGGUAACUUAAAUUAACAGUUAUAAAUUUGUUCGAAUGUGUUAAGAGUUUAGUUUUCAAUUAAAAGAAAAAAAAAUCAUAACCUGAUAUAACCAACAAAACGGACCAAAGACUCGUAAAGCUUGACAGUCAUGUAUUUAUUGGCCAGGAUGUUUCCUUUGACGUUGUUGUUGUUGCUGUGUUUUCACAAGCAAGCUUUUACCGUUGACAUCUCCGAUGAUACGCCUACACCAGAUGGUGACAUCCCCAAGAAGGUGACGGUAAAAAAGACGGAACCUCUGUGCAGCUACCCACCCUUACAUGGGAUUUCCGUCAUGGACAAUUUCCCAACUCCUGAGUAUUUCUAUGAAUGGUUCGUGCUGCCUGGACAACCUGUGUUGUUUAAAUCUGUACUGGAUAAAAUGGACUCCCCAGCCUAUAAGAAGUGGACAGAUGAUUAUUUGCGAAAAACGUACGGAUCAAGCAAGGUUACGGUGGAGAAGGGAAAAAAGGAAGUACGCAGGGUGGAUGGCGUCCGCCAACAAACCCUGGCCGAGUUUCUCAGUAGUUACCACGACCAGGACGUCUACAUGAUUCAGAACGUCAAGGACAAAAUGAAAGAUGAGAUACCUGUACCAAAAUGUUUGCUUUGCGGGGGCAUGCAGCGGCGCCUAGAGCGCCACAUCAUGUGGUUCAGUGGCGGUGGCACGCGAUCUGUCCUUCACCUCGACACCUACCACAACAUCAACUGUCUGCUCGACGGGAGGAAGCAGCUUAUAUUCAUCGACAAAAAACACCAAGAUAAAGUCGAGAGUGAGGGGUUCGUAGCAGAUCGUGGAUACAGCGAGGUGAACGUCGAUGACGUGGAUUACGACACGUUCCCCCAGUUCAAGAACAUCCCGUGGAUAAACGCUACAAUGGAAAAGGGAGAUUGCCUGUUCAUUCCUAGAAGUUGGUAUCACCAAGUGAACUCGUAUGGAAGUCGGAAUCUGGCUGUCAACAUAUGGUGGAUACAUGUCCCGUGGUUCAACACAACGGACUGUGUCAAGGCUGCUGGCAUGCCCAGACCAACAAUGUUAAGCUCGUAUCCCAGAGCCCCCUAUGAAGAACGAAUCAGGCUGUAUCUGUUUGAUCCAUUUGUCGACAUGUCUGAGGUGAACAAGCGCACAUUCCUCGAUACGUAUUUCUCCAGCGAGUCGACUCUUGGCGAUGGUGCAGUGGCUAAUGAUCCCAAAUCUGACAAAGAACAGCAACGGAUUGCACACAGAAUCGAAAAGAUGUUUGAAUUUAUGGACACUGACAAUAACAAAGUGCUGAAUUGGGAUGAGAUAAUGACGUUCAACAUCACAUCACUUCUGGUCAACUACGGGGACAUGUUUCCCUUUGAUCCAAAUGAUGUUCUGUUUGAGGACAAGCUUUUGGAAGAGGAUGUGAUUGAAGCCUAUACAGAAGAGCCGAAACCUUCGGCCAAGACUACAGUUUCUCACGAUGAAUUUUAGUACGACCGUACGGAAGACACUAAUCGGAUGUAAUUAGUAAAGCAUUGAUGCUAAUUCAGAAGAACUGAAACCAUCAGCCCAAACUCAUGAUGCAUUUUAGUAGAACUGCACUGAACACUAGUCAGAUGUAAUUAGUGAAACAUUCAUGGAUAUUCAGAAGAACUGAAACCUUUGUCCCAAACUCUUGAUGCAUUUUAGUAGAACUGUACUGAACAAAAAAAAAAGACCGUACUGAUAAUUAAUCGGAUGUAAUUAGUGAAACAUUCAUGGGUGUUAAAAAGAGCUAACAAACUACAAUGACUCAUGAUGAAUUUUAGUAGAACCACAGGCUCGUAGAAACUGGGGGCCAGGGGGGAUGUGCACCCCACUUGUGAGUGACCAUACAGAAGACACUAAUCGGAUGUAAUUCGUAAAACAUUCAUGGUAAUUCAAGGAUUAAUCUGAAGUAUUAAACAUUUUUAAUUGGCCACGGAGUCAAAAUGGCAGAAGAUCUACAAACAGCAUGCAAUUUUCAAAGUAGUUUUUUGGUAGUUAAGUAACUUCUAAGUUCAAUAUUUGGCAAAAGACCGUACAAACCCAAGGUAAUGUUAAUGAUGACAGUCUAUAACAACACUAGCAUGACACAGUAUUGGAAAAUCCCUAGACUUGAGUGCUCUUUAAAUACUAAAGCUAACAGCUUGAACUUCUGGGCGUAUUUGAGGCAUGACUUAGCGCAGUGGUAAAGUCGGUGGGCGCAUUGGGCUACUUCUCAUUCCAGCCAGUUCACCGCGACUGGUAUAUCAAAGGCUGUGGUAUGUGCUAUCCUGUCUGGGAUGGUGCAUAUAAAAAAUGCC